Messenger RNA from Sceloporus undulatus (fence lizard), 12319 nucleotides. It is a transcript of the gene SETD7, whose product is annotated as SET domain containing 7, histone lysine methyltransferase. The transcript has 8 exons. Gene Ontology annotation, molecular function: protein binding; histone H3K4 monomethyltransferase activity. Bases 190 to 1290 code for a protein of 366 amino acids. Gene Ontology annotation, biological process: regulation of DNA-templated transcription. Lineage: Eukaryota; Metazoa; Chordata; Lepidosauria; Squamata; Phrynosomatidae. The record is from RefSeq and is a predicted model, not a curated record. Gene Ontology annotation, cellular component: chromosome.
GUCAGUGGAUCAGCUGCUCGGCUGGAACAAAGCGCCGAGGAGGAGCGCAGGAGAGAGCCAGGGAGGAGAGGGGAAAGGGUCUCCUGCCAGCUCCCUCCUCUCUGGGCUCCUGGAGGCUGCCCUCCCGAAGGGGAGAAGACCCUGGGAAGCCCUGGGAGACAGGGGCCGACCCCAGCCCCAGCCCCAGCCAUGGACAGCGACGAGGAGACCCUGGAGGAGACUGUCGAGGGAACACUUGAUGAUGAUGGGAUGCCACAUGGAUUCUGUACAGUCACAUAUUCAUCCACAGACAGAUAUGAAGGAAACUUUGUCCAUGGAGAAAAGAAUGGUCGUGGAAAAUUCUUCUUCUUUGAUGGAAGCACUCUUGAAGGCUAUUAUGUUGAUGAUGGUCUGCAAGGCCAGGGUAUAUACACUUAUGAAGAUGGGGUGGCUCUCCAUGGCACAUAUGUAGAUGGCGAACUAAAUGGGCCAGCCCAGGAGUAUGAUGCUGAUGGACGGUUGAUAUUCAAAGGACAAUACAAGGAUAAUAUUCGGCAUGGAAUUUGUUGGAUAUACUAUCCAGAUGGGGGACACCUGGUUGGAGAUGUUAAUGAAGAAGGAGAGAUGACUGGAGAUAAAAUAGCUUAUGUAUACCCUGAUGGGAAGACAGCCUAUUAUGGACAAUUUGUAGAUGGUGAAAUGUUAGAAGCAAAGUUGGCAACCCUUGUAUCCAUAGAAGAAGGAAAGCCAAAAUUUGAAGUACUACCAGGCAGCCCAGUAUACAGUUUUGAUAAAUCUACUUCAUCCUGCAUUUCUACAAAUGCACUUCUUCCUGAUCCUUAUGAAUCAGAGAGGGUAUAUGUUGAUGUAUCGCUCAUUUCCAGUGCUGGAGAAGGGUUAUUUUCUAAAAUAGCAGCUGAAGCUGGCACAGUUAUGUCCUUUUAUAAUGGUGUACGAAUUACACACCAAGAGGUGGACAGCAGGGAUUGGGCGUUGAAUGGAAACACAAUAUCCCUUGAUGAUGAAACAGUCAUAGAUGUACCAGAGCCCUACAACCAUGUAUCCAAAUACUGUGCCUCCUUGGGGCACAAAGCAAACCACUCUUUCACACCAAACUGUGUUUAUGACUCAAUUAUUCAUCCUCGAUUUGGCCUGAUUAAGUGCAUUCGCACAAUUAGAGCUGUGGAGAAAGAUGAAGAAUUAACAGUGGCGUAUGGAUAUGAUCAUAAUUCCACUGGACAAAAUGGGCCGGAAGCACCUGAGUGGUACUUAGUAGAACUGAAAGUUUUCCAGGCAUCCCAGAAAAAGUGAAAUGCAAAACAGCUUCCAUGUUCAGAAUACUGGAUCUAUGCACUACCCUUGUUAACUGGAAUCAGGACCGCCAGGGAUUGUUCUGGAACCCUUCACUCUGUGUCAGAGAGAGGUGGCUUGUUUUUUUAGCAUACUAACAGUUUGAACUGUUACCCUAGAACAAUUUUUAAAACAUUAGCCUGUGUUGUGAAAUAACUAUUUAAUACGCUAUAGAAAAGUGUAAUUUUCUUUGGCAACCAUUCUGUAUCACUUGCAAACUUGUUGAAAUCUAGAAGGGUAUAAAAAGGCUGGGGAUUUUGCCUACACCCACAGUCUAGUUGUAACUGUGCAACUGUAUUUUGUAUACUUGCCAUUUUGUGAUGGUAAUAGAAUUGUGAUGUUUUUAAUAUUCUAGAAAAGUAGCAUCAUUUUUGCUCUUAAAACUUUUGAGAUGAAUGUUUUAGAGCAGUUUCUGUUGUGGUGCACAGGAGGCGGGCCUUUGCAACUCCGCCCUAUCUCUAACACUGUCAUUUUCUUAAGAAAACAUACACCGCACAAAAGGUUUAAGCAACAAUGUUACAUGUAGGUUUUUAUGGCUCAGUGGAUAAAUUAAUUUUAGAAAUGUGCCUAAGGAAAUGGUAGCCGGUGGAACUUUAAUUAUGAUAAUCACACUCAAAUAACUUCUUCUUGUGUGGUAGGUGUGUGUAUGUGUGUGUAUGUGUGUGUGUGUUGGUGUGUUUGUUUUUUGUUUUUAAUUAAAAACUUAAAAGCAAGAGAGAGGGUAAAUAUAAUCAGUGUAGAUACAAGCAUGUAAGAUUACAACAAGAGAUUUCUUGCUUGCUAAAUGUUCCUUCUAUGAUUCUGUGAUCCUUCUCCUUUCUUGCCUUGAAGUGGCAGGUUGAUGGGAUCUGAGAGAGAGGAAUGCUAAACAGGGCUAGAUUUGAUGGACUUCAACAGAUUACUAACCAGAGAAAUUGCACAUUGGAGCCCUGUUUAUUUUAUGUUAUAUAAUAUAAAAUGUUAAUUUAAGAGGGAUUUAAAAGGUUAAAGGUUUAAAAAAAACUUGAAUGUAAAGCUAAUUACAUUUAUGUAUGUGUCAAAUACUUUAUUCUUAACUAGCUUUUAUUUGUUAUCAGCAAAACCAUAUGGGAAGUAAGAUUUCAAAGAUCUGCAGGUCAGUUAUAAUGUUGGCAUUUAAAAAUAUAUAUUUCUAAAUAUUUGCAAUAGAUUAACAAAUCAUGCGCUUGCUACUGCUGAUACUAUCUGGAAUGUGUUCACUUGAUCACCUGCCAUGAGGGGGAAAUGGCUUUUAGACUGUAAUGCUGUACACAGUUAUCUUACAAAUAAGGCCAUUGAGCUCAAGGGGAGUGAUUUCUGAGGACAUGUGCGUAAUUGUAUUGUCAGUUCUCCUGCAAAGGGGGAAAAUACUGUUACAUAUGUUCUUUACCAAAAGCGGGGUGGGUAAAGUGAGGAGCAAAGUACAGAAUUAAAUACAAAAGAACAUAAGAUAAAAACAAAGGCUUUUCAGAGAGUAUUGAAAAGGCAUAUAGGUUGACAAAUUGAAUUCUUUUGUCCCUAUAAUAGAUUUCCAGAGAAACAUGUUUGCAAUUUACAAUUUUAUUAAAGUUUACUAAUUUAUUUAUUUUUGUUACAUUUGAUACUUGUGCUUGCUUUCUUUUCCUCUCACUUUAUGUCAUUCACUAUUCCUUAACUAACAUUUUAGUACAUAAUAAAUUUAGAACUUAAAAAUAAAUGCAAAAGGAUUAGGCGUUCAACAUAGAAAUUGCAUAGGGAUCAGUGAAAAAGAGGAAAUAGUGAUGGCAAGCGAUGUCUUCCCUACCAAUGAAAUGGAGAAGCUGCUCUGAGUUUGGUCCAAACAUUGAAAUUAACUAUUUGGAGUGCUGAACCUUAUCCAAAAAUAGGAUCAGCACUUUUGAUAACUCUUUUAAGGUAUGGUCUAGAUCCCAGAGUGGAUUUCUUACACUACUGACAUAGAAACCACCAGCCAGUAUUCGAAGGCAGUGGUUUCAAACUGGAAAGUAAAUCACUGUGACUCACUUGCAGAGGAAACUUUAUUUUUUUAUCACCUUUAAUUCAAAUGAAUUUAAAUACAGGGUCUUCCCAGUUGUGAUGUUUAGACUCACAAAAUGAAUUAGCUUUAGAAAAAUGUUUUUAAAUGUCUGUCUAAUAUUUCACAGCAAAAAGACUGUGAGCGAAAGUUUUGUCAGUUUUCCAGCUUUUCCCUUAAAACUCAGCCUCAGAGGAUGGCAAUGGCAAAUCCCCUCUGAAGAGAUUUGCCAAGAAAAUCCCAUGAUAGGAUCACCUUAGGGUUGCCAUAAGUUAGAAAUGACUUAAAAGCACACAACAACAACUUCAGCCAUUUGUUUCAUUAGCUAAGCUGGGCCUUCAGAAGCUGACCUGACCCUCACUCAUUGAAGGCUGAAAUUCUAAUGCUGCUUUUACAAACUAGUACAAAACCAAGAUGGAAAGUGGAUUGAUGAUUUUUAAAUACAAGCACUAAAAAAAUAGCUAUUUCUGUUUGUUUAUGAAAAUAUUUGCAGAUGAGUAUUACUAAUUUUAAAAGCCCACUUUCUGGAUUUUAGUUCAGUGAGAUUAUUCAGUAGCCAGGGAAGAGAGAUUCCUUCAGUGAUCAUGAUGUUCCAUUAGACAUAAAACUUCAUAUUCUGUGUUUGUAGUCCUAAACCCACUUAUUGGUGAGCAAGUCUUAUUUAAUUCUUUAGGACUUAUUUCUGAAUAAACCUGUAUAGGACUAUAUAUAGUAUUACAGGUGCAGUCUGUGCAUAUUGAGACCCCUGUUAAGAUACAGAAAUACUAGCCUAAUUGUAAAGUCGAAGGCUUUCAUGGCUGGCAUCCAUAGUUUUUUGUGGGUUUUUUGGGCUAUGUGGCCAUGUUCUAGCAGAGUUUCUUUCUGACGUUUCACCAGCCUCUGUGGCUGGCAUCUUCAGAGAUGCCCCUCCCCUCAUAGUAGAAUAUGUAAUAUGUAUCAUGUUUUCCGCAUGAAAAUCCAACCCCUGUACCUUCACAUUACUAUAGUACACUUUGUAGUCUAUCCUAACCAUUGGGAUGUGCCCUGAGCUAGACAUUUCUCUAUUUUUUUAAAAAAAAACUUUUAAAUAUCUAGUGUCACAUACUAUUCUUUUUCAAAUUUCUUCUGUUGCUUUCUAGAGACUGACAGUUCUCUGUUGAGUCUGUUAAUAUGUAAUUGUUAAAAAGUACAGUAUGUUCACAAGGUAUGUGGCCUUUGCUGGAAUAUGGGCAAGAUGAUCUGUUUUACCGCUUACAUUUUAUGUUCUGAUAGGGACACUUCUAGAUUGCAGAUCUCUUGUGAAUCCAUCAGACAAAUGUUCAUCAGUAUAUUUUAAAAAAAAAAACUUCCAGGAAAAGAAAAUGCUGAAGUUGCCUUUCCAACCUGUCUCAUAGCCUGUUUUCAGAAGUAGAAAGUGCUUAGACUACCUACCGGUAAAUCUGCUUUGCAGAAAGUUGAAUCAACAUUGUUCUGUGUACAUUUUUCUCUUUUUGCUUUAUAGCUGCUUUCUGGAUAUUUGACAAUUGCAGUGGAGUUUCCUUUCCACUACCACCAGCUUUAAUAUCUUCUAUAAUGCAAUACUAAUCAAGUAGUACCAUAUCAUAUUCUUGUUCUUUGGUAUGUGCAGUUUAACCUUGGUUUCAGCAAAAUGAUGGGUUUCCUGCAAAACAGCAAAACCUGCAUAAUUAUACUGUGUGUUAGUGAUAUUCUUUUGAAGCAGGGGAAAACAAGAGUGGCUUAAUGGGGACAGAUGUUGGUUCUUAUGAAUGUUUGCCGUCUAUAUUGCAGGGCAGAGCAGAGCAUUCUCUAGUAUUUUCAUGUAACUUUGAUGCUGACAUCCUGUAUUGGGAAACAUGGUACUUCCCUAAAUAGGACAUACAAGACUAAUCAAUUAAAAGUUGAUAGUUGCUUUGAUUUUCCAAUAAGAAUUGCUUUGCCAGAUCAGAUCAAGAUCCAUCUUAUUUGGCAUUGUACUCUCCAUUAGUGGGCAGCUAGGGAUCUCUGACAAGUCAUUUGGGAAUGAUGGCCAUUCUCAAGAUCUCUUUGACUUCUAAAUAUGGAGGUUCUGUCCAACUGAGAUUUUGACUUCCAUAAAGAAGCAUUUACUUUUAGGAUCAGUUAUAGCCAAUGUCAAUGCAUGGCCAAUGCCUGUUGGUAUUUAAAAACACACAAGUUGUAAUUAAGUAUGGUAGGAACUCUGUGUGUGCAAUGGCCCAUUUCAGAAAGAAGCUCCUUCUUACUUUCAUCCAGAUUUAUUUAUGAAGCAGCUUGUGAGAUGGAAAACUGGAUGGCAUUGUCUAUUUGAAAUCCCAAGAAGAUGAUUCUUGUACAUAUGCUCUGUUUGACUUUCAGUAAGCUUUUAUUUGCAAAAUUGGGGGCAGUGACUUUUUCUCUUCAGUGAAUGUACAAUUUCCAGUAACAAUUAGUUAUGUAAGUGGCAGGUGCUAUAAAAUCCUUACCUGAGAAGAAAUAAGUCUGUAGAAGCAAAACUGGCAAAAGUCAGCCAACAUGAAAAAUACAAUAAUGGAAACUUAAAGGGGUAUAAUAUACAGUACAAUCACCCUCCCCUCUCACUCUAUUCUGCAGACAUUUCCCCCUGUAAAUAAACAGUAUCUUGGUAAGCUCUUUUAAAGGCCACUACAGAUCUUUUUCUUUUUCAAGCAAGUUCUACCUCCAUGUUCUGGGAAGCUGAGCUCAGAAUUAGUAGAGUCUUUAAUAAUUUCUAAAUCAUUUUAGUUUGUAAUGUUGUAGCACUGUAUGCACACAGUACUUUUUAAAAUAAUUUCUGCACAAGACCAGAGUAGACAUAGUUAGGGUUUGGCAGUGAGUCUAAAUAGUAUAAAGUAGAUGAGAAAAUAAUAAAAUGCACUUGUUUUUAAGCACAAAGUAUCCCCCCCCAAUAUAGUGAUGGCUCUUUAUCUCUGCUUAAGUUCAGCUGCUGUAAGCUCUUUCCUUGGUUUACAUGGAGAAAGUACUAAGGUGGUUUCAUCUCUUUCCUUAACAUUUUGUGUUAAUGACUGUAAAACUGAAGCAGUCUGUGUUCUCUUUUUCUGCCCAGGGAUUCUGUGACUCUCGUUUGUGUGUGUGUGUGUGUGUGUGUGUGUGUGUGUGUAUUAUUUUGUACUAUUUAGAUUCACUGCCAAAACCUAACUAUAUCUACUCCAUAUAAACCAAUAUAUAUAUAAAAAUGCCUUCCAGUUUAUGUAAAAGAUUGAUCUUAGAAGGUUCCUGCCAUCCCACUAAUGGAAUUGUAUAUGUUUUUAAGGCCCUUGGGGUACAGUAUGUUUAGCUGUACCCAGACAAACCCUCAGGUAGCAGGUGCUCCCAAUCUGCCUUUAAGGCUGUUGUCAUUUGUCUGAAAAAUGUUACUAGUAUCUAAGAUAAUGGCAUGACCUUUACUUCUAAAUAUCCAUGGGGAGUACAGUCGCCCCUCCUAACUUGUGGAUCUGGGAUCCGCGCCCUCGAAUAUCUGCAAAAGGCCGACCUCUGCUAUUUCCAAUGGCACACACACCUGGCAUGCACCCAGGGGCACGCCCCAUUCAACCCUAUGAAGCUUGAAUAUGCACAAGCCUCCAUUUUCACUCCAUGAAAAUGGAGGACCAACUGUACUAACAUAGCAACUUUUCUUGUGCUAAACUUAGGGGCUGUACAAACAGCUCUGAAGGGGCGUUCUCUAGCCACCCAUUUUUCAGCUGGAUCGGGGCUGCAGCAACCUCAUGCCGCAGCCCCGAUCUGGCCUUCUGAGGGUACAAUAGCCACAGUGGCACAACUAUAUGAUGCCCCUUUGGUUCUGCGUCAUCUGACCACAGAACUGGAGGCGCAUCAUAGCACUGCACGCCAUCUGGAGCAGCGCAUGGCAUCAAGGUGCCCUGGGGGCGGUGUUGGGUGUGCAUCAUUAGGACACUGCAUCCCGACUCUGCCUCCAGGCCGGCCUUUCAGACCAGUCUGUACAGGGCCUUAAUCUAGGACAGAAAUAAGCACACAGGCCAUAUUUGAUAGACACAUUUUCUAUCACAUUCCCAAGCAUUUACCAUGUGAUGACUGUAUGAAAAUAUGAUCUUUCUGGAUAUAUGGGUGAAGAGUAGAUGUGUGGAAAGGCCCUGGCAAGCCAAACUUAAUCAAUGGUUCAUUGAUUGUUGCCUGUCAGUAUCUGGUGCAGUUACUACUUGGUGAAGGGUUAAUGUUCCCUAGUUGUUUCAUCAUUGUCUGAAUUAUGGGACUGAAUUAUUUUUGCAAACAUUUUUUCCACAAAACUAAAAUAUUUGCAAAGCAUCUGUAACAGAGCAUUGCAGACUGAUGGCCAAUGUCAUCAAAGUAGGUUUGAUUGUGUAAUAAUAUUCUAAUAUAAUUUAAUCUGUCGGAGGUAAAUUAGUUCUAAUGUCAUAGUUGCAACAGAGCUGCUGUUUAGGCAUGCUAAGUUAUUAUCUCAUGGGUAGGUCAGUUGCUAGAUGCUUGCAUUGGUCAGAGGUUUUAAAUGUAAUCAUUUCUUAUUGUCAUUUCUCUCUGCAGCAAGAUGGUCUUGUGCUUCCUAACAAUUUUUUUCUACUGAAAAUUUACCAGACUGGGGUGGGUUGGGGACACACAGGACUACAGUACUGCAUAUUUAAAUACAAUUAAAUAUGCAAGCCAUAAGAUUAUGGACAAGAGGCAGGGUUUAUUUUACAAGACUUUUGAGUGCGUAUGCAUGUGUAUAAGAGUUGUAUGGAAAAUAUUUUUAUGAAAGACUGUAUAUAUAAAAUAUUACUUAGCCUAUAAUUGCAUCUGUAAAUGUUUUUAUUAAGAAAAAUAUGGAAGUCCAACCAGAAAGAAAAUCUCUUAAAGUACAGAAAUUAAUAAGUAAUAUAGUUGGAGAGAGUGUUUUAUAUAACUUCUGGAUUUUUAAUGCCAUCUUUGACAUUUCAAAACUUUGCUUCCUGCUGUUUCAUAUUCAGUGAAAACAGUAGGCCAUAUGUUAAAAGUAGUGUUAAUUGAUAGUUAAAAAUAAGAAAACUGUUAUUUAAAAUGUUCACUUUUUCAGGAUUGUAGAUAGUUUUGCAGUCUACAUCAGAUAUGGAGCCAGUUUGGAAAUGCAUGAAUUCUAAUAAGGCAGACUUAUAAAAAGAAGUAGAAGACGCCGUUUGCUUUGAUUCAAAGCUUAGAUACCUUAAUAUAAUAUAUGAGAGUACAUAUAGCACUUUGAUUUUGGGGUCACUGAAUCUAUUUGUAGCAUUAAAUUUAAUUUUUAAAUGUUUUAUUAGUCAAUAACAUGCUGUUGACAUCAUGCUCAUCUGAAGAGAGAAAUGCAUGUGAUGUGAAAUUAUUUUAAACAAGUUAAUUAACUCCUUCUGGUAAUGGUAGUAAGAAAUAAGUUAAAAUUACAGGUAGCUUUAGGGGUAAAGAAUGAUGUUUUAUUAUACUUGAUAAUGAAAUUACCUCUAAUCAGUAAAACAUGAUUGAAAAAUCUAAUAUGAUUUCUAUAUAGUAGAAAGAUAUGGUGAGAGAUAUGAUGAGAAUUGGUAUAGGCAGGAAUUUAUAUCAAACCUUCAACCAUUUUCAACCUGUUUUUGUAUUAUUUAAAAACAACACUGCAAUAACAUAUAUUUAUAGAUCAUUGAGUGUUGCCUAGGAAGCGUCAUCUGAUUUUCAUUUGUUCUCCUGGAAUGUACCUGGUUGAUGAAGGUCAUAUAAUCUGGAGUUUCUAGAUGUUUACUCCAAAUUUGAUGUGGGCUUUCUGUGGGAGAUAUGGAUGUGCAAUUACAAGAAUCCUGAUACAACUUGUUAUUCCCAGCUAAAUCAUCUCUAUAUGAUUCCCCUGGAGUACUGGCUGUAUUUAUUUUAUAUUGUUCAGUUUUGAAUGUCAGUUCUUUGUGACUGCUUUAUGGAUGUUUGGUAUAAACACAUGUGAAUUUGGAUUUUUUAAAGGUUUGUCUGGAAGUAAGGGCCAGAACAGAUGGCCCUUUAAAGCUGCUGUCCAGGCAUCUUGGGAGGGCAGCAUUUAUACGCUCCCACACUGCCUGGAAGUCAGGCAGCCACCCAGAAGUGGGCGGCUUCAAGACACUGUUGUGGCAUGGCAUUUACGUGCAACAUGCCGCCAGAGCAUCUUGAAGUCAGCUUCAGGCUGUGGCAGGGCCAGGAAAGGCACCUCUUUCCUGACCAAAAAGGAAUUGAUCUUUUCCAUUAAUUUUUGGGCCACAUACAAGACAGAUUGGGGCUGCGACAUGUGUUUGCCGCAGCCCCAAUCCAUCUUCAGUGGGAGUGGCUUCAAGCCACCCCUUCUUGCUGGUCUGUUCCGGCUUAUUUUAUGACAAGGACUUAAUUCUGGGAGGACUUCCAUAUGAUUGUACUGUUAAUGGCAUCGGUCCCUCCAGAAUCUCAGUGUCAUGUUUAUAGUGUCAUGCUUAUAGGACAAUUUGAAUCUUUUAUUGGAAUUUUAGAAACAGAUUACCUACAUAUGACAAUUGUGCAGCCUAUGUUAAAGUCCAAAUCAUAACAAUUUGUGCUCACUUACAAAUAUUGCAAAUGAGGUAACCUGUACUAAAAAUCAUUAUUUAAGCUAGUCAUAUCUCAGAAUUAAAAAAUAUUGAAGUUUUGCUUUUGACAAAAAUGGUACAAAAAUACAUACAACCUUAAGUUGGCAUGAAGAAGUAAUCACAGAGGAUAAAAUAAUUUUACUACAGAUGUUAAGCUCUACCUCAUGAGUAUGUUAUCAUUUUAAAAAUUAAUAAAAAUGGAAGUGUUCACUGUGCAGUUGAACAAUAAACAAGCAAACUUUAAUGCAAAUGAGCAAAGCAAUGCUAUAAUCAUUACACAGGCCUUUUCAGACUGUGAAGUUCUAAAGAACUUGCAAUAUUUUAAAGAAGAGGAGCUAUUUCAGUCACUUGGUAUCUUUAUUGCACUGCCUUACACAUGUUCAUGUAGUAACUUGCUGUGGUGAUUGUGUCACACAGACCUGCCUGCUAAAAGUAACUUGGACAUGAAGAAGCAGAUAUGAGAAGAACAAUAAUUCUUUAUCUGAGGACCGUGAAUAGAUUUCAAAAAUACUGCAGAAGAUAGAGGGCACAUUGAUGUAGUUUUAUCAAUUAGCUAUUUUCUAGUAUCAGUAAAUAAAAAAAUAGAAUGACUAAAACUAUUUAAAGAGAUAAAAGGGUUUGGCAACAUGCUAUGCACUCACAAGACAUGAUGAAGUAUUUCUGCGUUCACUGUAAAGAAUAUUCUCAUGCAAAAGACUAUUGAUUAAGCUGCAGCUAUGUUUACAUCACUGUCAGACAUAUAAAGUUCAGAUUGAAGUGACACCUUAUUUAACCUGCAGAAGUUUUGGUUUGCAUUUCUCAAGUGACCUGGACAAUAUGGAUGAGGCAUGGUAAUUUAAGCACAGAAACUCUGACUUCAAUUUCUGUCACCCAGAAAGUUGUUUUAAUACAAUAUUUGCCAUGUGCUGCUUCUCAGAAGGCCAUGUUGAUGGUUGUGGUGGUGGUGGGGAGAUAACUGUGGUCUAUAUAUCCACUCUGCUACUUAAUGGUGGCUUGCUCUGUCACAGGGAUUGUAAUAGUUAGAAAUAAGACCAGUCUCUCAAGGUUCAUUGAAGUAUGUUUGCAAGAGAAUACAGCAAAAACCUGUAGAAGCAACAAACCAAGAUUGCAUUGGGUAACCUGCGAGUUGCAAAUAAGACUGUUGAAUGUGAUCUGUCUAUCCUUUUCUGUCUUGUAAAACAUUAGACUUUGCUAAGGAUUAAAUGUUUGGAAGCAUAAUUCUAUUGAUCUGAACUCUUCAGUGUAAAUAGUAAGCUCUGUACUUUAUUUAUGAACUGUGGUAUACUAACUGAGAAAGUUAUGUAUCUCAAUGCCUUUGCUUAUAUAUUUUAUUGCAACUUUAAAUGCUUUCUUUAUUCAUAUAUUUUUGUUUCCAUUUUUCCCUUGUAAAUUGAAACUAACUGUAUGCAAUUUGGGUAUAGAAACAGUUGUUUUGUUGCAGUGUGGUAUAUAUAAAUCAAUUUGUAUUAUUUGUCUGGGUUGGAUCCAGAAUUUGAAUUCUGCUUUUCUUGUAGAAGGUUCUACCACCCAAUUGGGGAGAUCUCCCCAAAAUUUCCUGCACUCACCCUCACAACUGGCUCCAUUCAAUUGGGUCCCCAGGCCAUCUAUCAGUUGCUCUAAUGUUACGGUCUGGCAGAAUUGCUGUGAGAAAGAGAGGCAGGGAAGGGUGGUUGCACCAGUCCAUUUUAACACAACUACAUCUGAAUCCAACCCAAUAGGUUUUUAAGUCUGCAAAUAAAUUCCUUAAACAAUAACUGCGGAAAUUACUGAUUUCAGAAAUUCCUGUAACAGCAUAUGAAAAAUUAUCUAUGAAAUAUGAAAGGGCUCCCAUUUCUUCAUAGCGGCCACAAUGAAAUCUGUGCAUUUUCCAAAGUGGUUCCAUGUCUGUAACUGAAAGUUUAAAGAAUACUGACAAUCCUGAAAAUAAUCUUACUACAAUUUGCAGUUUGCUUUAUAAAUAACUGCAUGUAAAAUUCCAUCUAGAAGUCUCUACUUAAGUAUGUAUUCUAUCAACUAUUUCUCUCUCUCUCUCUCUCUUUUCUAUUCUCUAUGAAAUUUUAUUUUGGAAGAUAGCUCUAGCUGACUUUAAGCUUUUUGCAAAAAGGAAUUUUUCAGUGUGUAUGGGAUUUGCCCAAUGAAUAAAUCUAGUUAUUUCUUGGCCUUGUGGGGUGACACUUUUACCCCUCGGAUAAGACUGCAUUUCAUUGUAGUUACAGGCAAUUCCACAAUAACAAGUACUUGAUUACUAAAAAAUAUUAUUUUAUGAGAACAAUGAGCCUUAUUGACAUCCAUAGCUUUUACUUAUAACUUCUAAAACUAUGGAAAACUAUAAAGAAAAGUUUACAUGAACGACAGUUGCACUUUUUGUUUACGAAUGAGGGUUGCUUUUUUAAUAUCUAGUGAAUGCAUGUAUGAGGAAGGGGAGAAAAUAUUUCUGGGGCAAAAUGUUCUUGCUUUAAAUUACAUUAUGAAAAUAAAAAUUACAUGAAUGACA